Molecule: messenger RNA, 477 nt
Organism: Letharia columbiana
Lineage: Eukaryota; Fungi; Ascomycota; Lecanoromycetes; Lecanorales; Parmeliaceae
Exons: 2
Coding region: 1-477 (158 amino acids)
Source: RefSeq, a predicted model, not a curated record
AUGGAUUUGCUACAGCUGCGAGCGGGAGGUAUUUGGGUCAAGACGGCGCCGAAAGGAACCUUUAAAGAGCUGAGGCGAGCAGCGACGACGAUUGCAAAGUCGAAGUGCACGGACGUACCUCUGAGGAUCCCUUAUGCGUUCCAGGAUGCCAUCGAAGCUCGAAAGGAGAUCACUACAUUCUACAAGCAGCAUACCAAGAUCGACAGGAUUGAUAACCAUGAUAGCAGCGUUUCUCAACUUCUCGCCCGCGACUCAGCUCAGAACGGUGUUCUUUCUUCGGGUCACGGACUGUUUGGUCCGGCCGAAGCAAUCAUCCGAGGGUCAAGCACGCAGUUCGAGGAUAGUACUCUAGAAGUAGCAGUCUUUGAGAACCCUGCAGACUGCGCGGACGACAGAAAACGUCAACACGGCGCUGAGAGUAUAUUGAAGGAUGAACUACACGAGAGCAUGAAGAAACAAACACCUUCGGCCCUUUGA